GACAGUGGUGCGAGCUCAUCUGGAAGUAAUGUACGAACAUUCUUCAUAGAUAUGGGGUUCCUGCCAUCCCUGGUUGAUUCAGUGAUUGAAAAAAAUGAAAAUUGAGAAGAGAGAACCUUAUCCUUUAGAGUUGACCCCAUGAAUUUUCUCCAACACUCGGAGGAAAAUAUUCAUUAAAAUGUAAUUGUGACCCCAAAAAGUUCACUUUGUGUAGAGUGUGAUAGUAAUCUUCACUAAGAGUUAUAUCUGUUCUUAAAUCCAGGUGAAGAUGAUGUAGAAUUGUUAUUAAAUACCCUAACUACAUAUUCGGUAAGUAGCCCAUAUGAUCAGCCUCAUUUUAAGAACCUAUUGCAGUCUUAUUGAUAUUGCUAGUCUUGAGAAACCAAUUUUAGUUGUAUAAUCAAUUCAAUUGUUCUUGUUAUUAUUAACUUCUUAUAUUUUUCAACCUUUUGUGGUUACUGGUUCUAUGUGUUAGCAUUAAAGCUUCAUUGGAAAGUGAAUGAGUUGUUUUAAUUGACUAGGCAGAACAAAAAUCAAUUCCUCAGUCAUCAGAUUCCCUUGAGGGCUUACAAAGUGGUAAAAUGGGCAGUAAUCCUCCACAUGUUUCAACUGUCUGUCAUAAGCAGGUGCAGGCUGCACAGACAUCAAAGUCUGAAUCAUCAGAUUCUCUAGAUAGCUUAUUUGAUGACAAGGAUGCACACAAUGAAAUCUCUUCAGUUAUACCAAAGGAGGAGGCUGAUGAUUAUUAUCAUAUUAGUGAUACCAAUAAAGCAUCCUUGUUAGUGAUGAACUUUUCUGCAGAUGAAGUCGACUUUGCGAUUGAUAAGCUUGGUGGAGAUGCUCCCCUUAAUGAAUUGGUGGAUUUUAUCAUUGCUGCACAGAUCGCUAUAAAAUUGGAGAAGGAAACAGAUGAUGCAUUCUGUAGAAAUGAAUUGAAAAAGGAGGAAAAUGAUGAAACUUUGUUUGUGACAAUGGAGAAGACACUUCGGUUGCUUGAAAUGGGCUUCUCUGAGAAUGAGGUUUCUUUGGCAAUUGAAAAGUUUGGAUCUGAAACUCAAGUCUCAGAGCUUGCCGAUUCCAUUGUUACUGGUCGAAUUGCUAGUGACUACCCUGGGGAUGUUAAGUGUUCUCCAAGCUCAUUCGGGAUUGGUGGUUUAUAUACUCGAGAAGAUUAUGUGACUAAGGUUAAAGCUGAAGAAUCCAGUUCCGCUGUUGGUCCUCUGCCAAGAAAUGUUAACAUUGAGGCAAUACAGAAAGGUAAAAGGCCAAAAGAAGAAAAUAUGGACGACCUUCUGAAUCCUACUACUCGUUUGAAUAAACAUAAAGGGAAAAGGCCAAAGCAAGAAUACGCUGAUGACUUGGGUUCUUUAUAUGGUCCUGGAUGGGUGGAAUCAAAAGUCAAUCCAGACAUCACCAGCUUUGACAUCCCCCCGUCUUCAAGACUAAAUCUCUCAAGAAGUCUUGAUAAGUUGGUGGCUAAGCCUCCAUGCCCACCUUUAAAAUCAAAUCCUUCUAGAGCUCUUGAAAAGGUGGUAACUAAACCUCCAUUUUUCUUGUAUGGAAAUGUUUUGGAUAUAUCUCGUGAUUCUUGGGCAAAAGUUUCCAAGUUCCUAUAUGCCGUUGAGCCUGAAUUCGUGGACACUCGGUCCUUCUCAGCUUUGAGUAGAACAGAAGGAUACGUGCACAAUCUUCCAUGUGAGAACAGGUUUCACAUCAUUCCAUUGCCUCCAAUGACCAUCCAAGAUGCUACACGUACAAAAAAAUGGUGGCCAUCCUGGGAUACAAGAAAGUAUUUGAGCUGCAUCAAUUCUGAAACUAGAGGAGUACCUCAGCUGUGUGAUAGGCUGACAAAGACGUUGACUGAUUCGGGCGGUCAUCCUUCAUCUCAUGAGGAGAGAGAUAUUCUUCAUCAUUGCAUAGCUUUGAACCUUAUUUGGGUCAGCCAGUUCAAACUGGCUCCGGUAGAGCCUGAACAGCUAGAAUGCGUGCUCGGCUAUCCGGUAAAUCACACCCAAGAUGCUGAAAGUAGCUCAAUAGAAAGACUUCAAUAUCUCAAGUAUUGUUUUCAGACAGACGCUUUGGGUUAUCAUCUAUCUGUUUUGAAGUCCAUGUUUCCAGAAGGAUUGGUUGUGUUGUCCAUUUUCAGUGGAAUUGGUGGGGCGGAAAUUGCUUUGCACCGUCUUGGCAUUCAUUUGAAAGUCGUGGUCUCAGUUGAGAGUUCAGCAGCAAAGAGAAGGAUUUUGAAGAAAUGGUGGCAUAGUAGUGGACAAACUGGGGAACUAGAGCAGAUAGAGGACAUACAGAAGCUAACAAGCAUCAAGAUUAACAAUUGGAUUACCAAAUAUGGCGGUUUUGAUUUGGUUAUUUGUCAGAAUCCAUGUUCUCGUUGUUUGUCAUCUUCAAAACUGAAUCAGAGUGGAGAUGCUGAGGGUAUAGCAAGUUUUGAUUUCUCUAUAUUUUAUGAGUUUGUCCGUGUUUUGCAGAGUGUAAGAAAUACCAUGCACAGAAAGAAGUGACAAUGUCCAACUCAUCUGCUUGUUCUAAUGAUAUUAAUAUUUAAUACACCGCCCAAUAUCAGACUAUUUUUGUAUUGAUUGCUUAAAGAUUUUCAGUCACUUUGACUCA
Messenger RNA from Cucumis sativus (cucumber), 2625 nucleotides. RefSeq names its product probable inactive DNA (cytosine-5)-methyltransferase DRM3. The transcript has 8 exons. Lineage: Eukaryota; Viridiplantae; Streptophyta; Magnoliopsida; Cucurbitales; Cucurbitaceae. Gene Ontology annotation, cellular component: nucleus. The record is from RefSeq and is a predicted model, not a curated record. Bases 582 to 2516 code for a protein of 644 amino acids.